CUAUAUACUAAAUUAUCUCUAUUUUUCAAAUAUGUAUGAAUGUAUUUUAUUGUAUACUCCAUCUUCUUCCAUAGGGAGGCUGCCUGUAAAUUGAAUUAGUCAAACAAACACAAAACAAAAAACACCAGAAGAAAUCUUGAGGAAACUCACUCCGAUUCAUGCAGAAAAGAAGACGAAUCUCCCCCAUCUCACUUUCGUUUUUCACACUAUAAUAAUGUGAAGAGAGAGAGAGAGAGAGAGAGAGAGAGACGAAAAUUAGGAGCAAUUUUUCAGGAAAAAAAUUAAAAAAAGUCUUACUUGGGCUGCAAUUAUGCAACUGAAAUUGAAAUCGGCGAACACAUUGGUGAUCGCAUUCAUGUUGGGCUUCGCACUGAUCAUCUUCUUCUUAACAACGAGCUUUCUCGAAUUCCCAUCGCCCAGUUCUUCAAACCCUUCAGCCGACGAAAUCUUUCUCUUUUCAACCCUUUCGAGAUCCGCCGAACCAGAGCCCUUCAAGGAUUUGCUCAAAGCAUUCAAUAAAUGGGAUUCUCAAAUCGGCUGUUCUCAAUUUAGGGCAAAACACACAGAAUCGUUGGCGAACGGGUCAAAGAUCUCAUCUUUGCAGGAUGUUGGGGGUGCAAUCCAGUGCGGCGAGUUGCAGAUGAACCACGUGAGUGUUCUGGUCAAAGGGUGGACUUGGAUCCCUGAUAAUUUGGAUAAUUUGUAUAGCUGUAGAUGUGGGUUGAGCUGUUUGUGGACUAAAUCUCCUGUUCUUGCUGAUAAACCUGAUGCCCUCUUGUUUGAAACUACAACUCCACCAUUUCAGCGGCGAACUGGCGAUCCUCUUCGUGUGUAUAUGGAUCUUGAAGCAGGCAGGAAAAAAUCAUUCCGCGAAGAUAUUUUCAUCAGCUAUCACGCUGAAGAUGAUGUCCAAUCAACUUACGCUGGAGCUCUCUUUCAUAACAAUCGAAACUAUCGUUUAUCUCCCAUCAAGAACAAUGAUACUUUGGUUUAUUGGUCCUCGUCACGCUGUCUACCUCAAAGAAACGAGCUGGCAAAGAAGCUACUAAGCUUAUUACCUCAUCACUCGUUCGGCAAGUGCAUGAACAAUGUUGGAGGCCUAGAUAGAGCACUCUCGUUUUACCCCGAGUGUGAAAAGAAUGUUAAAGAAGCACCGAAAUGGUGGGACCAUCUUCACUGUGCCAUGUCACACUACAAGUUUGUCCUUGCAAUUGAAAACACUGUGACCGAGAGUUACGUGACAGAGAAGCUCUUUUACGCCCUCGAUUCUGGGGCGGUUCCUAUUUAUUUUGGUGCACCGAACGUUUGGGAUUUUGUGCCGCCUCAUUCGAUAAUAGACGGAACACAGUUCAGUUCAAUGAUACAGCUGGCUUCUUACAUAAAGUCUUUAGCCAAUGACCCUGUCGCUUAUGCUGAGUACCAUGCGUGGAGGAGAUGCGGUGUGUUGGGUGAUUACGGCAAGACCCGUUUAGCUAGUAUAGAUACGUUGCCUUGCAGGCUUUGUGAAGCUGUUAGCAGAAGAAACGGGAGAAACGCAGAAGCUUUGUAACUAUCGAAAAAUUAAAAUUCCCAUUUUUGUGUCGUUUAUAUUGUUAGACACUGUAGAAUGACUUUUCACAUACAAAUUAGUCUUUUAUAUAGAGGGUUGUUAUUUUCCAAAUC
Messenger RNA from Erythranthe guttata (spotted monkey flower), 1662 nucleotides. RefSeq names its product alpha-(1,4)-fucosyltransferase. Lineage: Eukaryota; Viridiplantae; Streptophyta; Magnoliopsida; Lamiales; Phrymaceae. Gene Ontology annotation, cellular component: membrane. The record is from RefSeq and is a predicted model, not a curated record. Gene Ontology annotation, molecular function: alpha-(1->3)-fucosyltransferase activity.